Messenger RNA from Solea senegalensis (Senegalese sole), 2817 nucleotides. RefSeq names its product heparan sulfate glucosamine 3-O-sulfotransferase 3A1-like. The transcript has 2 exons. Gene Ontology annotation, molecular function: [heparan sulfate]-glucosamine 3-sulfotransferase activity. The record is from RefSeq and is a predicted model, not a curated record. NCBI's taxonomy places the organism in Eukaryota, Metazoa, Chordata, Actinopteri, Pleuronectiformes, Soleidae. The coding region runs from base 293 to 1444 and encodes 383 amino acids.
CAAGUUUACAACUCCACACACGUGCGGCUGGUACAUCAGGACUGGAGUGGUGUGGUGGCAUCUUACACACAGAGGAAAGGAAAUAAAGUAAAUCUGAGCAUUAAUCUGUGUUUAUAAAGACUUUCGCGCUUUAAUCUUGCCUGCGUGCUCAGGUGCAGCAGGUAUCUUCCGUUUCUUUCUUUUAUUUUUGGGAAGUGGAGGUGUCUAAACUCACUGUUUCUCUUCAUGGAAAGGAGACCGAACAAUGUGGCCCUAGCAUGGCUGUGGCUGCUGCACCAACCACCCAGGGACCAUGGCUUUUAGCCGCAUCAAUAAACUGGACCCCCCGUCCCGAGGCGUCUUCAGGAGAGCGGCGGUCAUGCUCUGCUCCCUCCUCUGCUCUCUCUUCCUCCUGCACUGCCUCGUCGACACCACCAACACCGUCUCCCCUUCGCCGGUCAGAGCCUCCGGGGGUCGGUGCGCGGAGCUUUUGGAGGACCUACGGUCACUGAGGAGUAAGAGGCUGGUCCACGAGUGGAGCGCCGCCGGGUCGGAACUGACGGGCUACGGGCGCGGCGCGCCGCCUCCCGCGGAUGAGGAGUCCGUCAUCCUGCCGCCUCCGGAUUUAGUUUCCUCCGGGAGAGUGUCGCCGAGGUUCGCAGGUAAACUCAGUCCGCUCGGCGAGGGGAGCAAGAAGCUGCCACAGGCGCUCAUCAUCGGGGUGAAGAAAGGAGGCACCCGGGCUCUGCUGGAGUUCCUGCGGGUUCAUCCGGACAUCAGAGCCGUGGGAGCCGAGCCGCACUUCUUCGACCGCAACUAUGACAACGGACUGGAGUGGUACAGAGAGCUGAUGCCCAAGACCCUGGAGGGCCAGAUCACCAUGGAGAAAACGCCCAGUUACUUUGUGACCAGAGAGGCUCCAGCCAGGAUCUCCGCCAUGUCUCGGGACACUAAGCUGAUCGUGGUCGUGAGGGACCCGGUCACCAGAGCUAUCUCAGACUACACACAGACACUGUCUAAGAAGCCUGACAUUCCCUCUUUCGAGAGCCUCACCUUCAAAAACAGGACUACGGGGCUCAUCGACACCUCGUGGAGCGCCAUCCAGAUUGGCAUCUACGCCAAGCACCUGGACAACUGGCUGCAGUAUUUCCCCAUGGAGCAGAUCCUGUUUGUGAGCGGCGAGCGUCUCAUCAGCGACCCAGCGGGGGAGCUGGGCCGCGUGCAGGACUUCCUGGGCCUCAAGAGGAUCAUCACUGACAAACACUUUUAUUUUAACCAGACCAAGGGUUUCCCGUGCCUCAAGAAGGCUGAGGGCAGCAGCAAGCCUCACUGCCUAGGAAAAACCAAAGGGAGGACCCAUCCCAACAUUGACCCAGAGGUGGUGCAGAGGCUGCGGGACUUCUACAGGCCAUUUAACAUGAAGUUCUACCAGAUGACGGGGCGUUUUUUUGGCUGGGACGACUGAAUGUGUUCCACAAAGACACUGAGGACUGUUGGAUAUACAAAGGUUUUGACAAAAUAGUCAUAUUUCAUGAAAUAAGUCAUCAUGUCACCAAAAAAACAAUAUUCAUCUAAAUAUUCUUAUACUCAUCCCAUCAAUAUCUGGUAAUCUAUUGGUUAUAAGUCUUUGUUUUGCACAAAGAAAUGUUUCUGUUUUAUUAUGUUGUCUCAUAGAUUUAUGAUUCUUAUAUUUUUCUAAAGUUGAUGCUCUAUUUUGGUGAAAUAAUUCCUUUUAAUUUAAUUUAAUUUGUGUGUUUUAACAUUGCACUGUAGCUCUCUUCAAAAAAAUACAGUGUACAGUAUAUUCAGAUUAUGUUAAUAUCAAGAAAUGUAACAGGCAACAGAUUACAAUGCAGAUUUAUGGGUUUAUUAAUAUGAAUUCUUUUACUAUGACUUUAUCCUUGUGAUAUUGUAAUUUUUUUUGACUGCCGACAGAUAUAUUUUGACUUUGUAGUCAAAGUGGUAGACUUUUUCCUCCACAAACAGUGUCCUUGUUACUGUGGCACAGAAAUAAUGGCCGCUGCACUAAACCCGAAGCAAUAUGUGACUGUUACAGGAGAGAAGGGAUGUGUUCCGUCUCUCCUCAGCAGCACCCAGGAUAUAUGCAAUGUCUCACAGUUACAUUUUUCAUCAUCAAAGCUGCCUCUAAUCCACAAUCACGGGGACAUUUUCAAAGGAUGAUUGAGUCGUUGAAGGAUUUUUCGUCAUCUCUCGCUGCAUCUGAGGAAACUUUUCCUUAUAUUAGUCUUUGAGAGAGAGAGAGAGAAGUAUGGAAGCCAGUGCUUCUUGAAGAAGAUGGUUGAAAUCACACUGGGGCUUUGGAUAAAAGCUCUCACUGAGGAAUUUGAUGCCAUACUUUAAACCUACGUAGCUGCUUUCAAGUUUUCUAGCGAAAUAGUGUAUGAAAAAAACAAAAAAAAACCUUAAUGUAUUUUUGAAAUGUAUUUAUUCACACAAAUGCUAUGUUUGUAUUUUUGAAUAAUUCCAUGGUGUUUAUUUUCUCCCCAUGCCUUUUGGAGUUUGUUUUAUACUGAAUACUAAAAACAUGCUAUCGUCGUUUUAAUUUCAGGUUUUCCGGUUUUAGUCGCAGAGCUGAGAUUUUAUUAUUAUCAUUAUUAUUAUUAUAUCAGUUAAUGAAGUUACAAGGCAAAGACAGCACUGACUGUUAUUCAAGCAACAGCGACUUGAGUGGAGGGAGGGAAGAGACCUCAGGAGCAAAAAGUGUGACUCAAAUUUCCACAACAUGCCUUGUGAAUUGAAUGCACUUCAUGUCACUGGUCUCCUUUGCCUUGACGCUGUGUGUGUGUGUACUUGAAUGUGUUACCUCUUUGGGACCUU